AUGCAUAAUCUUAGAGGAAAAGAAGCUAGGUAUAAUAAAAAUAAGGAGGAUUUAAAUGGUCUAUAUCAUACCCAGAAUUCAGAAAAUCAUUUGAAAGCAAAUAAAGAAAAGCAGCUCCAUAGUAGCAGCAACAAUUACAAAUAUAUUCGAGAUAAUCAAAGUAAUUUAGUCGAUUAUUUAAGUUAUAAUAAUUACAUAUUUAGUAACUUUAAUGGGAAUUAUAACUCACGAAAGGCAUAUUAUAAUAAAAAUUUGAAUAACAGGUAUCAUAAAAUGCAUUAUAAUAAUGAAAAUGAACAUGAUUAUAUAGGAAGAAGUAAAAAUUAUAAUAACAAUAAUAAUAUUUUCAAAGAUGAAAUUGGAUAUGAAAAAUUCAAUAGGCGAAACCAUCAAAACAAUAGCAAUUGCUAUUAUAAUAAUGUAGACAAUAAUAAUGAGCACAAAACAAUGGCGAAUGAAUUAUUACCCCCCAAACAUAAAAACGAGCUUGAUAAGUGCCAAAUUAAUGCUAAAGCUGAAAAUGAAUUAAAUAAUAAAAAAUUUAAAGAUAUUGAUAAAAAAAAUAGCCAUCAAAAUAUAGUGAAAAAAGGAAAUAAUCGAAUGCGUAAAAAUAACUUCAUUUCAUUGGUGCCACCCCAAAAUAAUGAUAAUGAUUGGAAUGUAGAAAAUCAAAUUAUUCCAUCUGAAAAUGAAAAUACCUUUAUAGAAAAAAAAAAAAAAAAUUAUGGCCGGUAUAAAAAUAAUUGUAAAAAUAGUUAUUCCUAUAAUUCGAAUAAUAGCAAAGGUCAUGUAUAUUUUAAUGAGAGCUAUAACAUUCACGAAAAUUAUAACUACACAAGAUACAAUAAUAACGCUGAAAAUGAUUCAUUUAGUUACAGAAAUAAUCGUGUUAAUAGUGGGCUUACUAAAAGCAGAAAUACUACUUCCAAUUAUAACAACGUCCCUGAUAUAAUAGGAAAAAAUGGUGCUAGUAAAAGUGAAAAUAUCAAAUGUGAUACUCCAAGUAAUAUAAAGUUUAAUGGUAACAACAAUGGCAACUUUUAUAAUACUACAAAUAAUAGUAACGAUUAUAAUUUAUGCAUUAAUGGAUAUAAUAAUACUAAAAAUAGUUUUGAUUUAUUUAUUCCCAGCAAAAAAAAUUCAGUGACAUAUAACUCUAAAAAAAAUAUGCUUGAUGGUGUUGGGGCAAAUAGUGAAAUAUGUUGCGAUAAAGACAAAAGUAUGGGUUUUUAUUUGAAUAAAAAUAAUGCCGUCUGCCAAAAUAAAGAACAAAAUAAUAAUGUUGAAAAAAAUGCAAAAAAUAAUAUGACAGCACAGGAGCCUAUUUGGAAUACUUCCACUUAUCAAAAGGACAAAAUAAAUAUACAAAAAAGUGGAGAAUGCGCAAAUGAAAAAACUAAUACUAUUUCGAAAUUAGACGAAACUGCAUCGAAAGAAAUUCAAGCUAAUAAUGGUAAUAAUGAUGGUAAUAAUUCCAGGAUGAAUAUUAAUAAUAGUUAUCAAUAUCCAGAUGCAAAUCAUGAAGAGAAUGAACAACAUAAUAAUGGAAAUAAUUCAAAGUUUGUAUUUAAUAAAAAUAAUUAUGGAAAAAAAAAUACUUCAAUUAAAUAUUAUAGCAAUUCAUAUAUUUUUAAUUAUCGCAAUAACACAAACACUAGGUAUUCCAGAAGGAAGCAUAUAUCAUAUGAUAAAAACGAUGGUAUCUAUAAUGCUAAUUAUUAUUAUAAAAAAUUAGACAUUGAUUGUAAAAUUAUAGAAGCAUAUAAAGAUAGUAAACAUAGAGAAAAUUGUAGCAUCGAAUUAAGUUACAUUGAUGAAAAAAAAAACAAAUUGGAAAACAACAAAGUAGAUAUAAAACUUGUCGUGGAAAAUGGUGAUACCAAUGUUUUGGACGACAAUAUUUGUAAUUCAAAAUUAAAAGAUAAUGAAUUUGUGAUAAAUGAAAAAAAAGAAAAAAUUAGUAAAAAUCAGCAUAUCGAAUCUUAUAAUAGUAAUAAUAAUAAACAAAAAAAUGUAAACGUAAUUAACGAACACUGUGAGCAUGAUAAUGAAAAAGAAGAUAGUAUCAAAAUAAAUAACCUUCCCCAUUCCACAAAAAACAUAGAAUGCCAAUUAGAAAACAUUCCUAAAAAUGCUCCAAUUUUAGUUAAUAAUUGCUUGGAUUAUAGUAUUUAUAAUAAGAAAAAUAAUGAAGAAGAAAAUGGCAAUCAAAGCAAUAGUCUCAUCAAUAUGGACGACAAUCUUUGUGUGCCUAUUUUAAAAAAUAAUAAUACUUCCUUAUAUAACUCAAAUAGAAGAAAAAAUUCGAAAUUUUCUAAAAAUAAAAUGGAUAUUACGAGAGUGAAAAAUAUUUCUUUGAAUACAAAUAAAAAACAAAUUGAAAUGAAUCAUAUAAAAAACGAUACUCUGAACAUCCCUGAAAAUAAAUACAAUGAUAAUGAUGCUUUAUUUUUGGAAAAAAAUGAUGAUACUAAUAAUGAACAAGGUAUAUUUACAAUUUUUUCAGAUCUAGGAAAUGAUUAUACAGUAUUUGACAUAAAAAAAGAGUCAACUCAAAGUACGAUUAUGAUAUGCUCAUUUGAUGGAAAAAGUGCACUGAAUAAAACUGAAGAUCCUCUUAUUCAAUUUGGAUAUGUUGAAAAUGAAAGUAUGAACACUUUGUUCAAUAAAUCUGCCAGUAUAAAUAAUAGCAAUGUCAGCAUUGAUAGUAAACAAACGGGAUGCAUACACAAUGAGACGCUGGACUGCUAUAAAUCAGAAUUGCCAGAUUUUAAAGAAAACUGUGUUUUCUGUAAAGGCGGUAAAAAAAAUACUACUUCUUAUACAAAUAAAUCCCGUUGUUCUUUAGCUAAAUCGGGAGAUAAUUUUAUAGAAAUGAAGAAAAAAGAAGUUAUUUGUGUAAAUGAGAAAAAAAGGAGAAACCGAAAAAAACGAAAAAAUAUUUUAAAAAAUGUGAAAAGUAUUACUUCGAACAAUGGAUCCAAAUCAAGUAAAAUAAAUAAAGCACUUUCUUUUCCAGAAAAUUUUCAAGAAACAGAAAUGAGAGAUAAUAAUGUUGGAGAAAAUGGCAUUUGUGACGGUAAAAAAAUAAUUCAAAGGCAGCGCGACAUGCAUAAUAGGUCCCAAUCAGAAAACAUAUAUAAUUGUAAAGAUAAUUAUAUUAAAAAUUUAGAAGUAUCCAUGACCAAGCCUCAUAUGCCAAAUUUUAUGCAGUCAGUAAACACUGAAAAUUUUAAAAGUAUAUUAAAUAAAUAUAUAUUUAAUUGUGACAGCAAUAUAAAUGAUGAAGAAACUUUGUUUUCGUGUGAUAAUACCACAAUUGGCAAUGAUGAGUCCGAAAAAAUAAUUCUAGAUAAAUAUGUGCAUAAAAAAAUUGGCCAAACUGAAUUAAAAAUAAGUUUACCACAUGUAGUGACUUACUCAUCGAGUAUAAAUAAUAAUUUACCAAACCAAAAGGAAGGAUUAUGUGGUUACAACGCUAAAUCAGAUAAAUGUGCAUUAAAUUACGAAUAUUCUAACAAAAGCAAUAUUGUACAUGUUGUAAGUACUGGGCCCCAUUUUGAUAACCUUAACAAACAUUAUGAAAAAAAAUAUGUGCAUAAUGAUAUACACAACAUUAUAAAUAAGAAUAUCUCUUUAAAAAAAAAAACAAAUUCAAUUAAUCACACUUUUUACAACUUUAAUGGGGAGUUUAAUUGCGAUUAUAAUAUUAAAACACAAAAUACGUUUCUUUGUAUAUAUAAGGAAAGACAAAAUACUGGGGAACAAAAUUAUAAAAUAAACAAUAAAAAUAAUAUCAAUGAAAAAGAUAGCACGCAUUUCGAAUUAGCUCCCAUUUUUUCGGACGAAAAAACUAAGCAUACUGUAUUGAAUAUGAAAGAAUCCCCAAAUGGCAUUGACGCUAAGGGCCAUGAAGAAAAUGAUCAAAUAAGUCACCGAAAAUGCAGCAGAAAUCGAAAAAAUGAUAACUAUGAGUCUCAAAAAUGUCAUAAAAAUAUCGACUUAAAAAUCAAUUGUGAUAGAAACGCUAGUAAUAGUAAAAAAGUUCGGAAUAAUAGAAACAAUAGCAUUAACUUUAUGGUAGGGGACUUGAAUGAUUCUCAUCAUCAAAAAAAAUUAAAUUCUAAAAAAUUGAACAUUAGUUAUAACGAAAAGGGUGAUUUAAAAAAUUAUUUAGCGAUAGAAGGCGAGUCUAUUGGUAAGAAUAAGGUUUAUAUUAAUAAUACGGAUAUUAAUCGUGUUAAUAAUGUUUAUGCCGAAAAUCAGGGAAAUAAAAAAAAUAUGAAUGUAAAUAAUAAUAUAUAUUUAAAAAAUAACCAGAACAAUAGUAAUACAAAUAACUUAAAUUAUUACAGUAAUAUAGGUGCCGAGUUUAAUACGAAUCAGUAUUAUAAUAAAUUUAAUAAUAAUAAUGUUGUAAAUUCGAAUACUAAUGUAAACAAAAACUGGGAAGGAAAACAUUCGAAUCAUCACAUAGGAGCGACAUAUUUUGCAGGCGAGAUAUUAAAUACUCAUAAUUUUGAUACACAUAAAGAAAUAAGCAACGGAAUUAACAAUGAAGGUAAUGGUAUAUAUAUACCACCGUAUGGUGGGAGUGGUGGAAAUAAUAAUUUUUGUAACAAUUAUAAUUUUAAUAGUUCAAACAAUUUCGGGAACUGUGAUAAUUACACCAAGGUUUCAUAUAUUUGUAAUACCACACCAUACAAUUAUAGAAGUUACAAUUACUCUGUCGAAGGGAACAACAAUUAUAAAAAUGCCAAUAGCCGUUAUCAUGAGGUGAACAAAAAUAUAUACAACUCUAAUGGUAAUGCUAAUGCUAAUAGAAAGAAUUUAAAUAAUAUAAACCGAAAUGGAGAUAACGAAAAUAGUGGUUAUUUUUUUAAUAAUACAAAAUAUCCCGGUAUAAAUAACUAUGAAAGUGUAGCUAAUACUUCUUCUUUCAUUGACAAUGAUAAUUAUAUUAAUCAUAAUAAAAGUAACAACAAUGGAAGUAGUACACAUUUUAAUCGUAGCUCGCGAGGUAAUGGAAAUUCAGAUGGUCUAUCAAACCCUGAUUUUGUUAAAAACUGUGAAAAAAAUGAAAAUGAUAUGAAUUGUAUAGCCAAAUCUUCUGGGAAGGGUAAUUCUACCAACUAUGAUCACGAAAAUUACACGAAAAACUGGAAUGGCACAUUCAACUAUCGUAACAAUUACAAAAUGAAGACAAACUAUCGUUUUGAUAAUAAUUAUAUGGAUAUACGCCGAAAAAAUUCGCCAAAUAAUAUGAAAAAAAAUGUGAAAAAAAUAUGGAAUAACCACAAAGAUGCUGAUGAAAGUGAGGAAAAAAAUCAGGUUGUUAAAAAAUAUAAUAUAUAUAAUAGUUUUACAAAUGCGGGUAGUAAUAAAGAUGAUUCAAAUAUGCUUAGUUAUGGUCAUAGUGAAAUGAACGCAUUUCCAAAACACAAUAUUUCGAUAAAUGAAAAAAAACAAAAUAAUAAUAAAGAUAUCAAUGAUAAUCGAACAGUUAAAAUUUUUAGGGAAACAAAAAAUGAGAUUGCUAAGCAUACUAUGGUUGAGGGGUAUGGAAAUGGAGUGACCAUAUUCAAUACAAAAAAUAAUAAUAAUGAAAAUGAAAAAAUAAGCUAUAAUAAGAAUAGAUAUGAACAAAAUUGUUGUAAUUUGAAUGGAAAUGAAUCGAACAAAGUGAAACAGGACUUUGGGGGCAACUUGGCUAAAGAUGUAGUAAACGAUAUGGUGAACAAAGCAAAAGACGGUGAAAACAAUUUUAAAGAAAGGAAUAAAAAAGAUGCUAAAGAAAUUAUUAAUACAAUAAAAAACGAUAAUAAAGCUACUGAAACAUAUAAUAGAAAUAGAAAAUUUGGGGGUAUGAUAAAUAAUAAUUAUAAAAAAAAUUUAAUAAAAAAAAAUAAAUUGGACGGUGAAAAUUCUAACAACAUAGCAAUUAAUGAAGAAGACAAUAAAUUGGUGAUUCAUAAAAAUAGUAAAGAAGAUUGUACAAAUAAAAAAGUGGGAAUAUAUAAUGGUAAUGUGGGCAGUUGGAAAUGUUAUAGAAAUGAUAAUGUAAACCCAAAUAAUUCUUCCCAAGUUAGUGUAAAAAAAAAUAGUAAAGGAUAUGCUUUAUAUAAUAAAACAUAUUUUAAACAAAAUGCAAAAAAAAAUGAGAAUGUUUUAUUUAAUAACGGCUCAUAUGCUACUUCUAGUGGUAAAAAUUGUUCACCCCUUUCAAAAAAUAAUAAAAGUAAUAAUAAUAAUUUUAACUUUUUAAAAAAGAAAAAUAAUGAUAAUGUAAUAAUUUUGGAUGAAGAAAAACAAAAAGUAGAUGCAGGCUAUUCAGCCAGUGUUGUCGAUCAGAAAAAGAUUCCCAAUGUUGGAACGAAAGACAAUGGGUCCUAUAUCAAUGAAAACACACUUUGUAAUAAUAAGUUAACGAUAUACCCCGAUAAAUCCUCGAAAAAUAUUAUUAAUGGUUAUGCAAAUAAUAUCGAAAUACAUAGCGUUUUUUACAAAGAUAGUUAUAACAGAAAAAACAGUUCCAAUAAGAAUGAUUCCCCAUGUUAG
Plasmodium berghei ANKA is the source of this 6558-nucleotide messenger RNA. Its product is annotated as asparagine-rich antigen, putative. The transcript has a single exon. NCBI's taxonomy places the organism in Eukaryota, Apicomplexa, Aconoidasida, Haemosporida, Plasmodiidae. Bases 1 to 6558 code for a protein of 2185 amino acids. The record is from RefSeq and is a predicted model, not a curated record.